ACCGUUCAUUGAAUAGUCAAGAGGCGAGGGGAGCAGAUUUACUCAAGCAACUAGGCGGCGCUAUUUGCAUCUGUCGACUGCACUCGCACCGCGUGUUUUCAGACUUGAAAUGGACAACAUGAAGCAAGAAGAGCCCGAAACCAGCGUGAAAGCCCAGGCCCGAUGUUGCUCUUUAGCCUGGAAGUACUUCAUCAAAAACGAGGACGAUGGCACUGUUUAUUGCAAGCUGUGCAAAACGAACUUUAAGUUCUGUUCAAAUACAGCUAAUAUGAUUAAACACCUCAGAGUGAAACAUCGACUGAUCCUCCCCACAACCGCAUACGGGGCUGAAAGACUCUUUGCGGAAGAUCCGGAGCACAGCAGCAUCGAUAUGGAUCCUCCACCUCAAAGGUUUCCUGGAAGUCUUGGCACACCAAACCUUAAGAGAAAAAUUGAUCGUUUUUUGCCCUUUUCUGAUCGACGCACAUCAAAAGUGUGGAACCACUACACUCAGUUAAGUUUGCACCGUGUUGAGUGUAAUCAUUGUAAGAGACAGCUUUCCUUUCACAACAGCACCACUUCCAUGAGAGAACACAUAGGACGCAAACACGGCAUUUGGGAAGGAGCAGCACCACCUCACAACACAGCAGGAAUCCCCACCCCUACUUCCUUACAUCCUCAUAUGGUUCAGAACACUUUACAUCAUAACAGAUUAACAGCAUGUAACACCACAGGGAAUGUGCUGACUGCUGUAUUUCAGCCAAUGCUACCUGUUACUGUCAAAGAGGAACAGCAAGAGGUACUGCUUCCUGAGAUGGGGGAGACCAAGCCUGCUCGGAUCUCAUGUGCCCCAGGCUUUGGUGGAGGCAGUACCUCUAGUUCUAAUGCUGUUCCCCACCAAGUGAGCUGCCUAAUGUAUAAUUUUUCUUCAGGGGAGAUUAACAGCACAGCUGAAAGCCGUGGCAACUGCAGUGACGCAAAAGGCUGCACUAACAAGCGAGCUGAGGUGUUAACUGAUCUUAUCUUGGAGAUGAUAUUUAGAGAUCUUCAGCCAUUGUCUGUGGUGGAAGAAAGGGGAUUCAGACUCUUGCUGGGUUGCUUAGAGCCUAAAUAUUCUGUGCCUUCUCCAUCUCUACUUGGCAGCCUACUUUGGCAUCGCUACCAUAAUCUUAAACAAUACCUUCAGCAGCAUCUUAAGACUGGACUGGCCUCUCACUGUUUGGCACUCUGCACUGAACACUGGCAAUCUGUAGAAGGAUGUGGGGUUGGAGGAGAUGGUCAGUCCUACCUUACGGUCAGUGCACAUUUUGUAGAUGCUCAUUGGCGCCUGGCACGUUGUGUGCUUGAGACACGGCCAAUACCAGAAUUCAGUGGUAAUGGAUCUGGAAUAGGGCAUGCUCAUUUUGUGGACACAUUGAGAGCAAUACUUUCUGAGUUCCAACUUCCAGAGAAUUUUGUGUUCUGUGUUGUGCAUGACAGUCCCUCUGGAACAGAGGCCAGGGGGCAAGAGAAUAUUGCCAUUGAUCCAGAAUAUCAACAAGAAUUUGCUGGACCCAGCCACCCUCCUCCUAGUAAUCUUCCUGAGGGUUGGGCACCUCUACUUUGUGCAGGACAGGCUCUGAAGCUCUGUGUCCAGGAGGGGCUUUGGGUUGAGACCGUCAGACAAGCUCUUGCGGAUGCUCGGGGCAUCGUCUUACAUUUCCAGCAUAAUGUGAAUGCUGCUACAGCUCUGAGCCAGAAAGCAGAGGCUGUUAGUAAAGAAUCAGCAAACCUUGUGUUGAAUGACCCCGAACGCUGGACCACUGCCAUUGAGAUGUGUGAGAGUCUACUGGAUCUCAAAUGGGUGAUAAGCUCAGUAUUAGAAGAGCAAAAAGUAGCACCGAACCUGGCAGAUCAUCAGUGGCGCCUUAUACACGAACUUGUCCCCGUGCUUAAGACUGUCCGCAUUGCAGCAUCGUUUCUGUGCGAGGACAUCAAUGGCCCGAUUUCUGCCCUAAUGCCAUGCCUCCAAGGAGUGUCCCGGCUCCUUGGACAGAAAAUUGCAGAGUGUAGCUGUCCAGUGGUGAGGGGAGUUAUGGAGAGAAUUCGUGCUGGAAUGGACAAACGCUGGAGUCUGAGUGAUGAAGAUGCUCUUCUGGACAGCCAUGCUGCGCUGUCCUCAUUUCUGGACCCACGUUUUAAAGAGUUGCGGUUUCUUAGCCCACACGCCCGCAGCAAGCUGCAUGACAAGGUGAAAGAGCUGCUUUCGGCUCAAGCUUACACAAGUGAAGAAGAAAGGAGCGGAGAGAGGGUACAAAGUAUGGAAAUGGAAGACUGUGUGGAUGAAAGAGGAGAACCUCCAAUUUUUGAGUUGGAUGAUCCCAUGCCAAUGCCUGCGAUGGCUUCUUUGGACUCACCUGAAUCAUGUGGCUCAGCAGAGGAGGGUGACAGCAUUGAGUUUCAGCCAUGCAAGCCCUCUGUUGCUGUGUCAUCUCCAGAACAGGUAAAUGCACUUGAUGUUGGUUCGCCCAUCAGCAGUCGUACUAGAAGAAGAAUCAAUAGAAGACCUUCUAGUGGGACUACUCUGACAUCGUCAUUGAGAGGAGAUUUACAGCUCAAUGCUCGCACACGAAAGAGUCCUAUUCCCCAGAGUAUGUAUGACAUUCUUUUGGGGGAGGACCCCACUGAAAGAAUGCCUGAGAUUCACCAGCAGCUGGAAAAUUACAUUGCAGAGCCCCUUUGUAAACGUAGCCUCUCACCACUGCAAUGGUGGUGCAACAAGGAACACCGGUUUCCUGCUGUGGCUAGAUUGGCAAGAAAAUAUCUAUCCAUACCGGCUACUGCCGUUUCUGCAGUUCAAGCCUUUGCUCCAAGAGACUCUCCAGUGACCCAAAGAAGGGCCACAUUGGGAUCUAAACAUCUUGACCAUAUUUUAUUUCUUCAUCAGAACGCUGAUUAUGUAGAUCAGCUAAAAGGUGGCACCUCUGGACUGGAAACUGACCAGAGGAAUGCUGUAAGUGGGAACCAAAGCAGAGACAAUCUUUACCAGACUCUUGUUUCCUAUGAAAGUAAGACGAAUGUGUCUGAUGAGGAAUCAUGAUCACGGUUUAUGUAUAUAUGGACAAGGUCAUACUGACAGUUCUAUUGUCAGAAUGGAGGUAGAAAUUUGCAUUUGAACACAAGAAGGCUUUGUCUUAUGCCACAAAAUAAGCUCCUUUUAAUAUACUGCUUAUCUGAAAUGAGAGUUGUAGUGAGAUAUGAAUACAAUCAAGCUACACUGCUGUAUUAAUAAGCUUUGAAGUACCUAAUGGUGAUUCCUUGUACAAGGAGCUAGUGACAUUUAAUAUAGUCUGGUCUCUAAGAUAUCUGAGGAUUUGUGUAGUCAUUGUCUUGUGACUAAUCUAGAUAAUGUUUGACUAAAUCAGUGAUUGUAAACCACCUGUAAUGCAUUACAUGAUUAUUAUAUGUUGUUACAUGGUUAAAUUCGGAAUAUAAUGUUACUUUAAUAUUGUCACUUUAUAGUGUUGUAAGCAUUACAUGGAAUCCAUUGUCAAGCUUGUGCAUGCAUUUCAACAUCAUCGCUUCCUCCUUAAAUAUUUAUGAUUGUUAUGUACUAGGGCUUCACAACUUUCAAUUUGUACUUGUCACUGUUACUCCACACACACUUGGCUUGUAUGUAAACACUCCAAUUGAACUCCAUUAACAAAUUAACCUUCUCUGAUAUCCACAUCGCCCGUGUGGUUUGAUUAUAACAUGCUUUAUUAACACAAUGUGCUAAGUGUCCACUUUCUUUUAUACUUUUAUAUUUUGAGUAAUCCUAAAUGUAUUUGGCCAUUACAGUUUACUAUUCAAAGCUAUUAACACACAGCUACACAGAGAAAAGCUUUGUGGACAGAGGAAUUAUCUUCCUGCUGUCACCAUAUAUAUAACAAGCGCAACUGGCAUAGGUGCAACUAGGGCUGGGUAUCGAGUUCAAUACAUUUUAGGCACCGACCGAAUUCCCUCUAAACAAUCGAGAAUCAAAAAAUGUCUUUUCGUUCGGUACCAAAUUUCAAUAUAUCCCUAUAGAUGUAAAAGAUGUGGAAAAGAUAAAAAGUGUGGCUACAUUUCACCAGGCUUGAUGCCAACAGCACGCGAUGCAAUAUUUGCGACAAGAUAAUUGCUGCCAAGACCGGCAACACAACAAAUCUGAUGAAGCACUUGACAGUGCACUGAAUAAAAUUAAGAGCAGAAAGUUGCUCCAUCUUAGACUGCAAGAAGACCGAGCCAGUGCAGUUAUCCUCUCAGCGUCCUGACACAGAGCUUCCUUGAACAUGCCCACCACACGAGUCCUACAAAUGACUGAUGAAUGCAGCUGCGCUAUGACUGGGACUCUGACAGGUAUGGUUAACGUUUAGCAAAAAAAACAACAAACAAAAUCAUCUAACUUGUAGUGGUACAUGCUUGUGUACUUGUUAAAUUAACAUUUCUGUGCACGGUGACAUAGUCCUAUAAACUGGAACCUACAUAACGUUAGAUAUUGUUUGGAUGUAUGGCUGUAUGUGUAUGUGUGUUAAUAAUUUAUUUGCAUACAAAAAAGUAUCAUGAUCAGUUUUCUGGUUGUGUCUGAUGAUGACAAUGAGUCAGGUUACCGCAGAAACCGUUGAGAGCGGCAAGCCCGGUGAAAAAGAAAAUUGAGGACAUUGAGAAAAAAACCCAACAUGGAUAAAAAAAACGGUGGAGCAGUGAAGAUUUUGUGCCCAGGGGCCUCUGUUUUCUAAAUCCGUGCCUGCUCGGGAGUUGAGUCUUUGAGUCUGGAAAAAAAAAGUCAAAUCCAAAGUUUUGGAAAAAGUAUUGUUUAGGAACCGAGAUCAAGAUAUUUCUUGAACGAUACCCAACCCACAAUUAUGAACUUGGAAAUGAGGUACUGGUUGACUUUUUGCUACUUGCAACAGUGGACUUCAUCCUUCACAGUGUACUCUAUAGGCUGCAUGUACAUAUUAAAGUGUUUUAUCAAAUAUUUUGGAGUCUGGACAUUACAGAUGGAAAUUGUUUUUAUUUUGUUUAACAAUACAAUAUUAAAAAUGGAACAUAACUAAACACCUUACAAUAUAUAAUAAACAUUAAAACUCAACAAU
Molecule: messenger RNA, 5075 nt
Organism: Xyrauchen texanus (razorback sucker)
Lineage: Eukaryota; Metazoa; Chordata; Actinopteri; Cypriniformes; Catostomidae
Exons: 2
Coding region: 110-3058 (982 amino acids)
Biological process (GO): regulation of transcription by RNA polymerase II
Cellular component (GO): nucleus
Molecular function (GO): protein dimerization activity; DNA binding
Source: RefSeq, a predicted model, not a curated record